Neomonachus schauinslandi (Hawaiian monk seal) is the source of this 1618-nucleotide messenger RNA. RefSeq names its product capping actin protein of muscle Z-line subunit alpha 1 (gene CAPZA1). The transcript has 10 exons. Bases 32 to 892 code for a protein of 286 amino acids. Gene Ontology annotation, molecular function: actin filament binding. Gene Ontology annotation, cellular component: F-actin capping protein complex; actin cortical patch. Lineage: Eukaryota; Metazoa; Chordata; Mammalia; Carnivora; Phocidae. The record is from RefSeq and is a predicted model, not a curated record. Gene Ontology annotation, biological process: actin cytoskeleton organization; barbed-end actin filament capping.
CCGGGGCCGGGUUGGGCCAGAGCAGCCGAAGAUGGCCGACUUCGAGGACCGGGUGUCGGAUGAAGAGAAGGUACGCAUAGCUGCUAAAUUCAUCACUCAUGCGCCCCCAGGGGAAUUUAAUGAAGUGUUCAAUGAUGUCCGGCUACUGCUUAAUAAUGACAAUCUCCUCAGGGAAGGGGCAGCACAUGCAUUUGCCCAGUAUAACAUGGAUCAGUUCACACCUGUGAAGAUAGAAGGAUAUGAAGAUCAGGUCUUAAUUACAGAACAUGGUGACCUGGGGAAUAGCAGAUUUUUAGAUCCAAGAAACAAAAUUUCCUUUAAGUUUGAUCACUUACGGAAAGAAGCAAGUGACCCCCAGCCAGAGGACGUAGAUGGAGGUCUGAAGUCUUGGAGAGAAUCCUGUGACAGUGCUCUAAGGACCUAUGUGAAAGAUCAUUAUUCCAAUGGCUUCUGUACUGUUUAUGCUAAAACUAUAGAUGGGCAACAGACCAUUAUUGCAUGUAUUGAAAGCCACCAGUUUCAGCCUAAAAACUUCUGGAAUGGUCGUUGGAGAUCAGAGUGGAAGUUCACCAUCACACCACCUACAGCCCAGGUGGUUGGAGUACUUAAGAUUCAGGUUCACUAUUAUGAAGAUGGCAAUGUUCAGUUGGUUAGUCAUAAAGAUGUACAGGAUUCAGUAACUGUUUCGAAUGAAGUCCAAACUGCCAAGGAGUUUAUUAAAAUCAUAGAGCAUGCAGAAAAUGAGUAUCAGACAGCAAUUAGUGAAAACUAUCAAACAAUGUCAGACACCACAUUCAAGGCCUUGCGCCGGCAGCUUCCGGUUACCCGCACCAAAAUCGACUGGAACAAGAUACUCAGCUACAAGAUUGGCAAAGAAAUGCAGAAUGCUUAAAGGCUGAAUGUAGGAUUCUUCAGUAUGUGGAAAGAAAGGAUUCAACAUGCGGUCAUAUGAUAAAUAAGUGAUUUAUAAACGAGAGUGAUAUUUUGCUAGGGCUUUCAGAGCUAACAGGUUUUCUAGCCUCAUGGAAUACUGUUGAACCUAUAGCAUCGUCUUGAUUCUUUUAUGUUCUCUGCCUUGUAAUUUUCUGUUUUCACUAUAUCUACUUGUAAAUUUUUUUUUUUUUUAAUUCUGCCACAUUUAAUGAUGGAGAGAGAGAGAGAUCUAUCCUGGAGUCAUUUUACUGUUUAGAAAAUUUUCCUAGCCAUGAAGCCCUGUUACUGAUAUAGACAGGUAAUAUGCUCAGUACUUUUCUACCCCUGUCCUUCAAAGCACUUCUGGUACUUCAGUGGUUUUUACUGAUCUACCAACAGCUAAAGAGGCUGUGCUACAAACUAGCUGAGUGGAAGACACAUUCAUCCUUCUCCCUCCAACUGCUUUGAUCAUCAUUUAUAGCAUCUCAUAACUGUAGUUUUCAAAAGUUUGGAUUGGGCUUUUCAGGUCCUUUUGUGGGGGCAAAGGAAGUUUUCUGGAAAUUCCAUUAUAGUCAGCUUCUCUGGGGAAGUUGUUUUUAAAUCCAAAGACUUGAACCACAUUCCCUGCACACGAACGUGUUUGCUUUUUUUCUUUUCCCUCAUUGUCUCCUUCCCAUCUAGUACCAUUAUAGUUACAAACAUCUGC